Taeniopygia guttata (zebra finch) is the source of this 4962-nucleotide messenger RNA. The record is from RefSeq and is a predicted model, not a curated record. NCBI's taxonomy places the organism in Eukaryota, Metazoa, Chordata, Aves, Passeriformes, Estrildidae.
GGGAAGCGGCGGGUGAUGGACGGGCGGGCGGCGGCUGCGGCGGGCGGGGCGCGGCGCCCUUCCCGUGGUGCCGCGGGAGCGGCGGCCGCAGCGGCCGCGAUCUCAUCCGGGUCCCGCAAGUACCGGGACGGCGGGGCCGGGCGGGGCCGGGGGCGCGGGAGCGGCCGCGGGGUCGGGGCGCGCCGGGGGGAGGGUGGAGGCGGAGGGACCGAGCGGAAGGGCCCGUACGGGCGGGUGCGGGGCCUCGGCCCGGCCUCUCCGCCGCCUUUGCCGCGGGCCCGGUUCAUUGUCCUUAUUCCCCUCAUCGAUGCCUUUUCCCCUCGUUCUCCCCCGCUCUCCUCCAGGCUCACGGGAAGGUCCGGAAGUGCCGCCCCCGGGAGCCGUCGGCGCCAGUCCUGUUCUCAAGCUGUCCUUGCUACAAAGGGAAUUCUGAGUCACACAUCUGUCUGGUGAGAAGUGACACCUGUGGAACGUGACUGGUAAUUCAACAGAAGUUUAAUUACUGUAGUUGCUAUGAGACUGCUACAGCUUGCUUACUUAAGACCCAGGCAACUGGUAAAAUUUGGAAAUUAGGAAACCUUAUUUUAAAAAUAACUUCCUUCUGUGACUAGGGCGAGCAAGGGAAAGGCUUUUUCUAUGGUGAGUGUUAAAAAUGCCGUCUGCAGCUAGCCUGACUUGUCUUGACUGAAGCAGCAAUCCUGCCCCAGCUCUGAAGAUGCCUGCACUGUGGGAUGAGGUAGUAGGUUGUAUAGUUUUAGGGUCAUACCCACCACUGGGAGAUAACUAUACAAUCUACUGUCUUUCCUAAAGCAGCAGAUAAUCAACAAUGGAAGCUCCUCAGUUUUAAGCUCAAUGUCAGAUUUUGCUGAACUUCUGUACUUGUAAUGCUUAUGACAGGACAAAAUACUUGUGUAAUAGCUAUGGGAAUUGUGCUUAGGUUUUUCUAGUUCUUGGAAAAGCUAGGUUUCAUUCUGCAUUAAUUUUUCUGCCCUAAUGACUAAAAAGUUAAGAAUAGAUUAUUCCUGUAUGUGUAUGGUGGGACAAUCAAAUACAAAUUCCAGUUGUUGGGAUGUUGGAUCAAGCGUCCUUCAGAAUGAAACUGAGGUUGGCUGCUGAGCCCUUGCUUCUCUGUCAGAGUGAGGUAGUAGAUUGUAUAGUUGUAGGGUAGUUAUUUUACCCUGUUCAGGAGAUAACUAUACAAUCUAUUGCCUUCCCUGAGGAGUAAAACAAACUGCUCUCCCUUGCAGCCAGUCCUGGGCUAAAAACAUUCAUUGAGUGAAACGAGAUGAAUUCAGGCUUGGAAAGCAGCAGUGCCAGAAUGCACAGGACUGACAGUGUGAAUGGUGCAACCCCCACAGGAUAUCCUUGACUUAACAUAACUUUUCUCUCAAGGUGAGUGGCACAGUACUGGCUGGGAAUGGAAAAUGCCCAUGCUUAGGUAGAGGGUAGAACACUCCACAGAGGAAAGUUACUCUAAGCCAGUUAGGAGAACGUAAAAUACAGGGAGCUCAAGCUUGUGCAUUGUGAUUUAAACUCUUCUGGCACCCCAAUUUCCAUAAUGCAUUAAAACUCUGUGACUCCCAACUGCUUGGUAGAAGUUGGAGGGAAGACUUAAAAUGACCCUUUAUUAAUAAGUCUACAUGUUUUUCUGCAGCUUUUCCAGAUCCAAUGCAAAAUUUAAGUGUUGGCCAGUUUGGGCCAAAACUGACCUCUCACCUUUCUGCGGGGGGUGUGAAGCUAUGGAGUUUGAGCAUCCAAGAGCCAGAACUUUUCUCUGAGGUCGUAUUGUUUCUGUAAAAAGACUUCUGAAGUUUAUUGCAUUCUCUUUUGUCCUACUGUGCUUGGUGUACCCAGUCUGUAACUGGUUCUGUGCUAGCAUGCCCAGCAAGCAGCUUGCUGUAGUAACAAAAAACCCCACGGAAAUAAAUGCUUUUUGGGCCGGGAAGCUCAGCUUAGGCAGAGUGAAAAUGGAGCGAUUGGUGAGUGUUACAGGCAAUGAGCCCCUGUUUGUCAGUGCUGACAGUGUCACCUCGGAGUGUGUGCCCAGCCAGGGCAGAAGAGCAGAGCAGCUGGGGAGCUAAAGUCCUGCAGAGAGUGAAGAACUGCACAGAGGAAGCGUGGGGCUCCUAGGAAGAGGUAGUAGGUUGCAUAGUUUUAGGGCAGGGAUUUUGCUCAGAAGGAGGUAACUAUACAACCUGCUGCCUUUCUUAGGGCUUUAUUAUAACACCAGGACCUUUUGGGCUCCAGCCUGCAAACCUCUGCAGCUCUGGGACAUGGAGAGAAAGGACAAGGUAUUUCUAAGGCUGCUGAGGCUUAAUGAAAACUGUGUCUUGGCAGAUUUGGUCCCCAAUGGAAGUGUAGGAAUGCUGGCUGGAAUGCAGCAUGGUGACAUUGGGGCUGCACGUGCCACUUUGGGGACACUGGGCUGUGGUAAGUAAGAGGCUGUGCUGGGAAGGCACUCCUUCCAGAGUAAGCUGGAGGCCCCUGAGGCUAGGGUAGAGGUGUGAGUUUCUGAACAUCAAGGUACUGGAAACUGUGUGCUCACAGGGAGCUGAAAUAUACCUUCCUUUGGCUUGGUGCAUUUCAAGUGGAAAAACUCCAGUUUUCCUUCCCCAAAAGUAUCAGAUUCCAGCUCCCCUGAAAGCUGGUGCUUUCUCACCAGGCAUGGCACUCAGAGUGAACAAGCUCUCGGUGCAUUAUUUACAGUGCUGCAGGGAGGAAAUUUCCAGUUAAAAAUGGUGGCGUGGUUUCUCAUGGAAUUGUUAAAAAUCAGUCCACGUUUUGUGAUGUAAUUGCAGUGCACCACAGCAGUAGUUCUGGUAGGGCUCCGGCUGGGCACUGUUCUGUGGGAUACUGUGAUGUCAGUUCUAAGCACCUUGCAGCAUUAAUGUGCUGUGCUCACACCUGCCACCAUUUAAAUUGCAAUCCAGACACAGAACUAGCUUAUAAACAUGUUAGGUAUUGCUUAUAUUGCUUAUAUUGCUUAUAUUGUGUGAAUUUAACUGUACUUUUUUUGAUUUAGUUAAUAAAAUACAGCAUUUUGUGCAACUGAUAGUGAAUUGCCUUUACUUUCUCCUAAAUGAAGACGUGAAUUUUAAAGGAAAAAGCAGUGCCCACAUUGAAAUAAACUCAAGGCCAUAUUUAGUCUUCACUAUAAUUCCAACACUCUAAUUAUGGUGUUAAUUAUUUUAGUAUUAACUUUUGUUUAAGAUCUUUGGUACAAGACUUCACUGCUUGGGUAGGAAACAUCUAUUUACUGCUGAAUGUGCAGGAGCUCUGCUUAUUCCAGACCUGGUUUCUGACCAUGAGUUUAAAUUGCUGCAUAAAAAUCUUGACUAGUCUUAACAUAAUCGCAGCUGGUAAGUUGUCUACAGGUAAGGCUCAGACACCAGUGAGUUUGAAUUUGGCAGGACCAAAUGCCUUAAAAGCUUUAAUACACCUAACAUUUUACAGAUAGAAGUGGUAUGCUUACAAAAGGUUUAAAUCAUUGCUACCUACUGCAGCUGGUUCAGCAGUCUUGUCUCACCAGAUUGUUUCUGUGAUCUGUCUGGAUUCCACCCAGUGGACGGGAGCUGCGCAGUGGGGCUCGUGGUUGGUUUGCCUUUUUCAUGGGUGUAUUCUGAGGGGUGCAUGGAUAAGGUGCAUGACAAGAGCCCUUGUAAUGCAGGCAGUGGUGAAAGAAUGCACAGCAAGCAGUGCAGGAAGGGCUGCAGCAGCACUGGGGACUUGUUUACCACCCAUAGUGCAGUGAUUGUGUCAUGGUGGUCUUGGAAACAUUCCAGUAUUGCUCCAAAAAUAGAAUACACAGCCCCAGCCCAGAUCCACAUCCCAGGGGAGCAAUUUGUGUGUGUGUGCUUCCAUGCAGAAAGGUGUGCUCUGAAUUCCCCCUGUAGUGUGAAACCUGAGACCUGUUAGGCUUUUUCUGGGAGAGAAAUUACUGCUCACGAACUGUGCUUGCAGAGGGCCUCUGGGUGCUCAUGCCAUGGUCAUGGUAGGGGAAAUUGGUGCAUUAAAAAUUCUUUUGUUGAGAAUUUGGGGCAUGGCAGACAAGAAUUUCCCUCUGCUGUGUCCAGUUCAGGGAUCUCCAAUAUAGGAGGGAUGUAGAACUGCAGGAGAGAGUCCAGAGCACUGGACCAGUUCCCAGGGCUGGAGCCCCUCUGGAGCCAGGCUGGAAGAGCUGGGAAUGUUCACCUGGAGAGGAGAAGCUCCAGGGAGAGCUCAGAGCCCUUCCAGGGCCUAAAGGGGCUCCAGGAGAGCUGGAGAGGGACUGGGGACAAGGGAUGGAGGGACAGGACACAGGGAGUGGCUUCCACUGCCAGAGGGCAGGGAUGGAUGGGAUAGUACAUACUAGCAGUGCUGGGUUAAUGGUUGGAUUCUAUCAAAAGGCCUUUUCCAACCUGAAAUAUUCUGUAACAUCUUUAUGCCCACAAAGCCCUUCUUGCUCUGUCCCCAGGUAAGCAGCAAGCUGGACUCUCAUCAGUGCAGACAGGUUUUUGCUUUACAAGACUUAAUUCUAAAAUAACUGAUAUAUAUGCAAGGGGAAUACAAAAACCAUUGAAAAAGAGGAAGACAAGUCUCAGAUACAUUGGUCAAGAGACAAGUUCAGCUAAGAUUAUUGCUUUUACCUGAGCCUCCCAAAAGAACAGAUAUCCCUCAGUUCUAGAGCCAUCAGAGUAUGGUGUGGUCUUCAGCCCCCAAGCUGAAGCUGUGAAUUUAAUGUCAUAGUUCUGGAAAGAUGAGUCCUGGCAGGAGCUACUGGAGGCAUCACAUGUCAGUGUGUGUGUUGUUGCAACAUGAGAAAUCAGAUUUGUUCUAUUUGUUGUAGUGGAAUUGGAUUUUCAGGCUGGUUUGUUUCAGACACUUGAAACCACUCCAGUGAAGAGGCUUUGGAAAAUCAGACACUGUUCUCUUCCAGCCUGUUGUAUUAAAGCAAUCUUCAAAAUAAAGCUCUUACAAGCCACA